GGCCAGAGCUGGCCGGGUCUGCGCGCUGGGGGCCGGGCUGGGCGGGCUGGGGCGGGGCGGGAGCGGUGACCUUAAGGGGAGACAUUCCAGCCUGCUGCCCCGCUGCUCAGCGCCAGUCUGCGAGUCCCCUUUGUUCCUCCGCCCCUCGGCUCAGGAUUCACCCAAAAUGAGGACUUCCCUGCAGGCAGUGGCACUCUGGGGACAGAAGGCCCCUCCCCACAGCAUCACUGCCAUCAUGAUCACCGAUGACCAGAGAACAAUUGUGACUGGGAGUCAAGAGGGUCAGCUCUGUCUCUGGAAUCUCUCACAUGAACUAAAGAUUUCAGCAAAAGAACUCCUAUUUGGUCAUUCAGCUUCAGUAACGUGUUUGGCAAGAGCAAGAGACUUCUCUAAACAGCCCUACGUUGUUAGUGCUGCUGAAAACGGGGAGAUGUGUGUUUGGAAUGUCACCAGUGGACAGUGUGUGAAGAAGGCUACGCUCCCUUACAGGCACACUGCAAUCUGUUAUUACCACUGCUCAUUCCGGAUGACAGGAGAAGGCUGGCUUCUUUGUUGUGGAGAAUAUCAAGAUGUCCUCAUAAUUGACGCCAAAACUUUGGCUGUUGUUCACAGUUUUAGAUCAUCUCAGUUUCCUGAUUGGAUCAACUGCAUGUGCAUUGUUCACUCCAUGAGAAUUCAAGAAGAUUCUCUCUUGGUGGUAUCAGUAGCUGGUGAGCUCAAAGUAUGGGAUCUCUCCUCAUCUAUCAACAGCAUUCAGGAAAAGCAAGAUGUCUAUGAAAAAGAAUCCAAGUUUCUUGAGUCCUUGAACUGCCAAACAAUACGAUUUUGCUCAUAUACUGAGAGACUUCUCUUGGUGGUAUUUUCUAAAUGUUGGAAGGUUUAUGAUUAUUGUAAUUUCUCCCUUCUGCUGACUGAAGUUAGUAGAAAUGGGCAGUUCUUUGCUGGUGGAGAAGUGAUUGCUGCUCACAGAAUCCUCAUAUGGACAGAAGAUGGUCACAGUUACAUCUAUCAGCUGCUGAACAGGUGGGCUCAGAUGGGAGCGGCAUACAAAACAUUCAGUGGGCUUUCGAAAAGCAUAUACCCUUUUGAUGGAAGAGGGCUUAAAGAGACCGUUUAUCCUCAUUUACUGUGCUGUACUUCUGUGCAGGAAAAUAAGAGCUGUCCCUUUGUCAUGGGCUACAUGAAUGAACGGAAAGAGCCUUUUUACAAGGUACUUUUCUCUGGAGAAGUCUCAGGAAGAAUUACUUUGUGGCACAUCCCUGAUGUUCCUGUGUCCAAGUUUGAUGGUUCUCCCAGAGAGAUACCAAUAACUACCACCUGGACUCUUCAAGAUAAUUUUGAUAAGCAUGAUACCAUGUCGCACAGUAUUAUUGACUAUUUCUCUGGGUUUAAAGAUGGGGCAGGAACUGCUCUUGUCACUUCCUCAGAGUAUAUUCCAAGUCUUGAUAAACUAAUAUGUGGCUGUGAAGAUGGGACAAUUAUCAUUACCCAGGCUUUGAAUGCUGCCAAAGCAAGACUUCUAGAAGGCAGCUCUUUAGUAAAAGAUUCUCCCCCUUACAAAGUUCUUAAAGGCCACUACCAAAGUGUCACCUCAUUACUUUACCCACAUGGUCUUUCUUCAAAAUUAGACCAAAGUUGGAUGUUGUCAGGCGACCUAGACUCAUGUGUCAUCUUGUGGGAUAUCUUUACUGAAGAAAUUUUGCAUAAAUUCUUUUUGGAAGCCGGUCCAGUAACAAGUCUUUUGAUGUCACCAGAGAAGUUUAAACUAAUGGGUGAUCAGAUCAUUUGCUGUGUGUGCAGUGACCAUUCCGUGGCUCUCCUUCACCUUGAGGGAAAGAGUUGCCUCCUGCAUGCGCGGAAGCACCUGUUUCCGGUGAAGAUGAUAAAAUGGCACCCGGUUGAGAAUUUUUUAAUUGUUGGAUGUGCAGAUGACUCAGUCUAUAUCUGGGAAAUUGAAACAGGCACAUUGGAAAGGCAUGAGACAGGAGAAAGAGCACAAAUUAUUCUUAAUUGUUGUGAUGAUUCACAGCUGGUGAAGGCUGAGUCUGUACUUCCCGUUGCCUCAGAGACACUUAAGCACAAAAGUAUAGAACAGAGAUCCUCCUGCCCCUACCAGCUUGGGCCAAUACCUUGCCCUGGUCUGCAGGUGGAGUCUUCACGUAAGGUUGCUGAUGCCAAAUUUUUCCCAAGACCUUUCAGUGUCUUGCCUGUGAAGAUAAAAUGGAGUAACAUAGGCUUUCAUAUUCUUCUAUUUGAUCUGGAAAACCUUGUUGAACUUUUGCUACCAACUCCACUCAGUGACAUUGACUCUUCCAGUUCAUUCUAUGGUGGUGAGGUCCUAAGAAGAGCCAGGAGCACGGUGGAGAAGAAGACACUGACACUGAGAAAAAGUAAAACCGCCUGUGGUCCUCUCUCAGCAGAGGCACAAGCCAAGCCUCUUACUGAAAGCCUGGCCCAAGGAGAUAAUGCCAUCAAAUUUUUGGAAGAAAAUGAUGUCAUUAAAAGGCAGAAGAAAAUGAAGAUCUCCAAAAAAAUUCAGCCUAAGCCAUCAAGAAAAGUAGAUGCCAGUCUCACAAUAGACACAGCUAAAUUGUUUCUGUCUUGCCUUUUGCCAUGGGGAGUGGAUAAAGAUUUAGAUUAUCUUUGUAUUAAGCACCUCAAUAUUUUAAAGCUUCAGGGACCUGUUUCUUUGGGACUUGCUUCAAAUGAAGUUUAUUUCUCACUGAUGUUGCCAGGUUGGGAUUUAUGCAAUACUGAAAUGAUAAAAGACUGUUCAGGAGUAAAUUUAUUUUCCAGGAAAGUUUUGGACUUGUCAAAUAAAUACACAGCCACUCUUCCAAAUCAGGUUGGAGUUCCAAGAGGACUGGACAAAAAUUGUGAUUUUUUACAGGAGUCAAAUACUAUCGUUUAUUUGUUGAGCAGACUAUUUUUAGUUAAUAAGUUAGUUAACAUGCCUUUAGAAUUGGCAUGUAGAGUUGGCAGUUCUUUCAGAAUGGAAUGUGUACAUAAUAAGGUGAGAAGUGCUGGGAAUGACAUUUUAAAUAUGUCAAGCUUCUACAGUUGCUCACGAAAUGGAAAGAAUGCAUCUAAUGUACCUGAGGCUGACCUUUCACUUUUGAAGCUAAUUUCCUGUUGGAGAGACCAGUCUGUGCAGGUAACUGAAGCAAUACAGGCUGUUCUCUUGGCAGAAGUUCAACACCACAUGAAGAGUUUGGGAAAGAUACCAGUCAAUAGUCAACCAGUGUCCGGGGCAGAGAAUGGUAACUGUGAAAUGAAGCAGAUGCUUCCAAGGUUGGAAUGGACAGAGGAACUGGAGUUACAGUGUAUUAGAAACACUUUGCCUCUGCAAACUCCAGUCAGUCCAGUCAAGCAUGACAGCAACUCAAACUCGGCAAACUUCCAAGAUGCGAAGGACAUGCCUGACAGAUGUGCCUUGGAAGAGUCUGAGAGUCCAGGUGAGCCAAGGCAUCAUUCAUGGAUAGCAAAGGUGUGCCCCUGCAAGGUGUGUUAAAUGGAAUCUCAUCAAUAGGAGCUGAAUUUGGACAAAUUAAGAUAUCAAAAAAAUGCCAUUUGUUUGUUACUGUAUUAAAACAAUGUUGUUAUUGAUCAAAUUAUUAGGCUGUAGUGAAUUUGCUAAUACUUUAGCCAGCAUGUAUUUAAAAAAUGAUUUAAUACACGCUUACCAAAAUGCAAUGCAUACUGAUUGAAAAUAUUCAAAUUCAUCUCAUUUUAGAAAAUUAUUGUCUAGAUCAUUCUGUAUGCCUGUUUCUUACUUUUUCUGUUAGUAUUUCCAACAGGCAAUGCCAGUCCACAGACACAAAUUUAACACUGCUUUAAAUUUUCUCCUAUCCUUUUAGUCCCUGAAUUAUAUAAUAAACAAUAUUAAAACCAAUGUAGCACACAAUACUUAGAAAUUUAAUGUUGCUUCAAGGUAUUUAAUCUACAACUUGAUUUGUCUGGUUAGGAUAUUUUGUUUUAGUGGAUAUGCCUUAAUUUAGAUCAAUUACUGCAGCAAAUCUCAUCCCUAAGCAUGAAAUGUUGUCAGCAAAUAACCAGUUCCCUUUAGUCAUCGAUUAGCCAAAAUAAGUGAUACAAAGUAUAACAGUGGCCAACCUUGUACUGUUGAGUUAAUUUGGACAUCUAAUGACAUUGAGGCUAAUGUCUUCAGCUAAAGGUUGAUCUUGUUGGCCAUGUAGAUGUGAACUAGGGAAAGAGAAUCAACCUAUGGCAUAUCACAAUUGAUCCUUAUUAAGUAUAAACUCUUGUAGGUCUUUUCCCAGAAAGAAACUUAACUAGCAGGAAUUCUAAAACUAAAAUAUAUCAAACAGCAUAAAUAGGAACAGACAUAAAGUGCUCUUCUAUUAAAGCCUUCAGUGAUCUAUUUACAAUGAUGUAUAUUGUACAGUUCCUCGAUUUACAGAAAAUCAUCAAAAUAUUAAUCUAUAUAUAUCAUGAAUAUGAGUGUUGCCUAAUCCAUAGAAAAGGGGAUAUAAAGUAUUACAUAUAUGACAUAUAGCUAUAUCUAUGUAUCUAAUAGAAAAAUUCAAGUCACUGCAAUGGAAGAAACAGAUUUCUGAGCAUAGGACCAGCCUCAGGUACUAUGCUGGGAUGCAGUGGUCAGGAGAGGGAGAAAUUAGAAAAGAGAACUAUAUAAUUGAAAAAGGGAUAUAAAGUAUUAAAUAUAUGAUAUGCAGUUAUAUCUAUGUAUGUAUAUAUCUAAAGGAGAAGUUCAAAUCAUUUCAAUUAAAGAAACACUUUUAGCAUAGGACCAACCUCAGGUCCUAUGCUGGGAUGCAGUGGAAAGGAGAUGGGGAAAUCAGAAAAUAAAACUAUGUAAUUGAAAUGACAUGGGCUAUACCCUUAAGCAACUUAUAAUUAAUGAUGACCUGAAGAAACACACCAGAAUAAACAUGUCAAAUGAGUGUGACUCCUUUAAAGUAGAUUAAAUAGUGCAUUCUUUGUUUCCUAAAAUAUGAUUUCACUGCUUGAAAUUACAUUUGAGUUGAACUUUAGAAACUAAUAUAGUGUUAAUAUGAAUAAUCAUGGAAAAUUAUAAUCCUUUGAAAACUGGUAAAUAUAUUUCCCCUCCUUUAGAAACACUCAAAAGCUACUUCAAACAGGUUUCAAAAUAAAGGAAGGUUACAAGUUAGGCAAUGGAUUUUAUUUUCUUGCCUGUUGUGUACUGGCUGUCAAGGUCAUUAUGAGGACUUUCAAAAGCAUUUUGAAUGACAGCAAUAUCAAAUAAGUGCAUGUCCUCCCAAUAGAGGCAUUUUUAAUUGUUAAAACCUAUUUGGACACUCAAGUUAUAUGUUUAUGAAAAAUAAGCUUCAUUAUUUUUAUAGCUACAUCCUAUUAUUUCCUUUCACAAACAAGAAUAACAAUAAGUUUUAACAGCUGCUCUGCUUGGCAUUUUUCAGGUCUCAUGAAACCAAUAUUGAAUCUCUCAUAAAUAUUUUCUGAUGUUACUAGCUAUAGGAAAUUAGAACUGGCACAAUCCUGACAUUACUAAAUGAAAUUUUAGGAUUUUUCAGCAUCACAUGUUAGAGUCUCUAAAAUUUAAAUAUUCAUGUUAAAUGACUAAAGUUUGCUUUUAUCAAUAUGAAUUCUGAAGGCCAAUGUCAUUAACUAUGAAAACUUAUAAUUCCUAAAAAUAAGAGUAGGAGACAUUCAAGCAAUACUCUCCUAAUAUCCAUAUGCAAAUGUUUAUGACACAAAUUUACUAGUCUGUUUAAAAAUGAUUUCUGUGUAUUGACUUGUGUUCAAUAUGUUUCAGUAAUUUCUAUCAUGAGAGGACUUGAAAUAGCAAAUUGCCACACAGUUAACUGGAUGGACCACAUAUGUGGUGAUCAUACCCACUUGAUACCACACCCAGAAACUCAAAAUUGACUUUCUCCUGAUUAGAUAGAGGUGUCCUUUGGUAUGUCUAGGUAACCAGUGGAGUAAUUGUAUUAGCUAACGUGUCUGUAUCCAGAGUCUUCUUGUCAUUGUAAUAAAAAAUUUAUUUAAAAA
This is a messenger RNA of Callithrix jacchus (white-tufted-ear marmoset), 6009 nucleotides long. Lineage: Eukaryota; Metazoa; Chordata; Mammalia; Primates; Cebidae. The record is from RefSeq and is a predicted model, not a curated record.